CGUGCUAGUCUCGGAGCCCUCUGAUGAGCCGGGCGGGGCCGCGGUGCCCUCCUCCCCAUUUCAAGGGUGACUGUGCCGCUGACGUCAGGCGGCUUUUAGUUCAUUCCCUGGCGCGGGGACUUUAUUUUCAUAACAGCACGCAGUGCCGUGGAACUGGAAUAGGCGUGUCCUCUCUCCCUGACCCUCUCCCGCCCCUGUCCCUCUGCUCACCCCCUCGCACGUUCCCUCCCUCCGACCGCCGCCUUUAUAACUGCUCGGCGCCGCGAGGUCGAGAUAGCCGUCGCGGGCUCCCCAGCACCCAGGGGCUCCGUGCUGCCUCUAACGCGCGGGAAGCGGCGGGAGUCGAAGCGUCAAAGCCAAGGCACAAGUGAGGCGCAACGAGCCCCGAGCGCGCCCCGCCUCCGCAGGACCAGAAUGGCUGGUUGCCGCGGAGACCUGAAUGCCAUGUACCACAGACUUUGUGAUACAACUGUAAUUUGGGGUAUCGUCCUGGAAGCAGUGGCUGCUGUUGGGGCUGUGACCUCGGUGGCCUUCAUGCUAGCUCUCCUGAUCUUCAUCUGCAAGGUGCAGGACUCCAGCAGGAGAAAGGUGCUCCCAGUGCAGUUUCUCUUCCUCCUGGGCGUGCUGGGGGUCUUCGGCCUCACCUUCGCCUUCAUCAUCACGCUGGAGAGGAGCACGGGGCCCACACGCUUCUUCCUCUUUGGCAUCCUCUUCUCUCUCUGCUUCUCCUGCCUCCUGGCUCACGCUUUCAACUUGACGAAGCUGGUCCGCGGGAGGAAGUCCCUCUCCCUGCUGGUGAUGUUGGGCCUGGCCGUGGGCAUCAGCCUGGUGCAGGACGUCAUUGCUGUUGAGUAUAUCGUCCUCACCAUGAACAGGACCAACACUGCAGUCUUCUCCGAGCUCUCUCCUCCUCGGCGCAACGAGGACUUUGUCAUGCUGCUCAUCUACGUCCUCUUCUUGAUGGCGCUGACCUUCCUCACAUCCUGCUUCACCUUCUGCGGACCCUUCACUGGCUGGAAGAGGCAUGGGGUCCACAUCUACCUCACCAUGCUACUCUCCAUUGCCAUCUGGGUGACGUGGAUCACCCUGCUCUUGAUCACCCCUAUCCCUGGCCCCGAGUGGGAUGAUACCAUCCUCAGCUCAGCCUUGGUGGCCAACGGCUGGGUUUUCCUGUUGGUUUAUGUUGUGCCCGAGUUUCGGCUGCUCACGAAGCAACAGAACCCCAUGGAUUACCCUGUUGAGGAUGCUUUUUGUAAACCUCAAUUCAUGAAACAGAGCUAUGGUGUGGAGAACAGAGCCUACUCUCAAGAGGAAAUCACUCAAGGUCUUGAAGAGCUAGGCGAUACGCUCUAUGCUCCUUAUUCUACCCAUUUUCAGCUGCAGAACCGGACCUCCCAAAAAGAUUUCUCCAUUCCACGGGCCCAGACUCGGGCUAGCCCUUACGAUGACUAUGAAGGAAGGAAAAAUGGCAGUUAGCUCUUCUGAAGAGUGGGACAAACACAGCAAGUCAGCAGGACCAGCGGGGAGUUUGAAGGGAUGUGGGCAAAAUCCUGAGUCUUCUGAGGAAACCAUACACAACAUGAGAAGACCGGGCCUCCCUGCCGGCCUCAACCACUCAUCCGUUCUGGAGUCGCUGGGGGCUAACAAGACUCCGGUUCUUAGCAGCACUGUAGUUUUCUGCUUUGUUCCAUACUUAGGAUGCUUCUUAUAAAUGGAAGUCUUGGGCAACUCAGGGUUAGCCUCUUACUAUUCCCUGUCACUUUAUAUGUGACUAAAGCUCUGGUGAUCUGACCACAUACUGGCUCAUUCAGUUUCAGGAGCCAAUUUCUCUACUCAAAGCUGGUUUUGUGAGGAUCGCUUGGCCCAGAGCAGAACUGCACAUCUGAGCAAAAAUAGCAAAGACCUGUCUCUCAGCCCCUCCCUGCCUAAAUCUACACUGGAAGCCAACUUGCUGGCACUCUCCCUUCUUGCCUGGGUAGGAGAGGCUAAAGGUCACCCUAAAUUUACUCAUUUCUGUGGUGCUGCCUAACACAGGGCCUCUCUGGGUCCCCAGCACCAAUUCACAAGUACUCCCUCUUUCCUUGCAUCCCCCAAAUUGCUGUCAAUCCCCAGACUAAUCUCCCCUAUAUAUUUUACCAGGAGUUCUCCUUCUGGACCUUACUAGUGUGGACAAGUCCAUUUUCUCUUUGCCAGAAAUUUGUGCACUGUUCCUUCUCUAAAUUCCUGGCACGGAUUCUUUUCUCAUUCCUUCGCUCCUCAGCCUCUGUAACAAAAUUUGCACUGUGUUCACCUCCUGUUCUGUAAGCGGGCAUUGUCUACGGGUGGGGAGCAUUCCUGUAUAAUAAGUUAUUCAUCGAUCUUCACCUGGAGAUGCAAUAAAGAUGUGGUGGGCAUCAGA
This is a messenger RNA of Pteropus alecto (black flying fox), 2398 nucleotides long. RefSeq names its product G protein-coupled receptor class C group 5 member A (gene GPRC5A). The record is from RefSeq and is a predicted model, not a curated record. Bases 415 to 1476 code for a protein of 353 amino acids. Gene Ontology annotation, cellular component: signaling receptor complex; intracellular membrane-bounded organelle; extracellular exosome. The transcript is spliced from 4 exons. Gene Ontology annotation, biological process: G protein-coupled receptor signaling pathway. Gene Ontology annotation, molecular function: G protein-coupled receptor activity; protein kinase activator activity. Lineage: Eukaryota; Metazoa; Chordata; Mammalia; Chiroptera; Pteropodidae.